This is a messenger RNA of Ixodes scapularis (black-legged tick), 10146 nucleotides long. RefSeq names its product NACHT domain- and WD repeat-containing protein 1. Lineage: Eukaryota; Metazoa; Arthropoda; Arachnida; Ixodida; Ixodidae. Bases 1 to 5286 code for a protein of 1761 amino acids. Gene Ontology annotation, molecular function: protein binding. The record is from RefSeq and is a predicted model, not a curated record. The transcript is spliced from 25 exons.
AUGAGUCAGGGCGGGGCGAGUCUGUACCAGGACCACAUCCUGCAGGCGGUGCUGCAGGGAAACCUUACCAGCGUCCCCGAGCCGCCGUCCAGGGUGCUCAAGAUACUCGUCGCCUCCACCAGGCUCGACUUGGAUCAUGAGCGGAGGGUGGUCCAGGAGAACGUGGUGCCGGAGCUACAGAGGCACUGCGCCUCCCUGGGGCUCGACGUGCAGCUGCUCGACCUUCAGCAGGGUCCGGACCCGAGGCUCUGUCUGGCCUCCACCACGCUGCAGGAGCUCGAGGACUGCCACGCCAGGUCGCUCGGCUGUUUCCUCAUCUGCCUGAUCGGGAACAAGUACGGUCCCCUGGCGCUGCCGGACCUGAUCGAGAGCAGCACGUUCGAGCAGGUGCACAACGCCGCCCAGGAGGCCGGUCUGGACGUGAGUCCGCUGGCCAACUGGUACCUGCUCAACGAGAACCUUGUGCACCCGGCAUACGAACUCCAGGUGCCACAGACGCCGGACCCCGUCGCAGACAGGACCAGUGAACCCGACGGAUGCAUCCUGGUUGCGGGAGACCCAGUGGCGGAGUCCCGCAGGAUCCUCGAGGAGCAGGAGCAGGUCUCCAAGGUGCUACGCUACGGAGCCAGGGUGGCCCUGGACGAGGGACUCAUCGACGUCGACACCGAAAGGCAGUUCCGCAUGUCCAAUGUCCAUACCAUCUUGGACCGAGCACUCAGGCUGUCGAAAGCCGCGCCGCAUAGGAUCAUCUGUGUCGUCAGGCAAUUCGAUGGCAUCAACAUGAGCGAUGCGUCGGUGUCGUCGUACGUCGACGUGUCUGCUCAAGACGGAGGUUGCACGGACGAAGAGACGUCGCUAAGCGCAGAUGACUUGGUCGCUGACAUCAUCCUCAACGUCAACAAAAAAAAUGUUCACUAUUACUGCGUUCCGUGGCAGGCGAGCGGCCUGGACCCGGAGUUCCCGGAGCACGGCGGCUACCUGGAGAAACUUGCCGAGUGCCUGCUGUCCAGCGUGAAACAGAUGGUGGACGACGCCUCCCAACUCGACACGCCCGACUGGGAUGAGCUCCCGCCCACCUUCAGGAAGGUGGUCCAGGAAGUGGUCCGCGAGUCCCAGACGCACCUCUGCAACAGCAGACAGCUUCUGGGCGCACUGGGAGUGUCCCAGUCCCUGGACAGCGACUACGGGCCCCUGCUUCAGAUCCAGCGCCUCAUGUUGGCGGACGAGGAGCGGGCACGACACACGCCCAUCAUCGUUUGCGGCCGGGAAGGCUGCGGAAAGUCCACGCUUCUAUCGCAGGUGCUCAUGUACUGCCCCGAGUGGCUGGGGAACGACGUGGUGCGCAUCAUACGUGGCGUGGGCCAGAGCCCCUUUUGCGCGUACACGGCCGAGAUCCUGCGCAACCUGUGCCUCCACAUCAGCAUGGUGUUCGGCUUCGAGAUCAGCCCGAAGCACCACAGCUUCGAGCUGAGCAAGCUGAGCAUCUGGUUUCAAGACCUGCUCAAGCUGGUGGAGACCACGACGAGCGACCUGGUCAUCGUCCUGGACGACUUGCACCAACUCAAGUGUCCGCCCAACAACCAGGCGGCCAUCUUGGGUUGGCUACCGUGGAACCUACCGCUCAACGUGCACAUCGUCUGCUCCGUGGCCGAGGAAGCCGAGGGUGUGCUUGGCCUGCUCAGGAGCCGGAUAUCAACGAGCGACAGCUACGUUCACAUUCCGUCCUUGCAAGGCUCCGCGGCGGCGAGCAUGCUUCAAUCAAACCUCAAGGACCACAAGAGGACCCUGACAAAAAACCAGUGGGGUGUUGUGCGGGACCGCCUUGCCGGACAAUCCGUGUGUCCUCUCUACGUGACCCUGCUCUCCCAGCAAGCCAAGCGCUGGUCGUCCUACGAGGCCCUAGACGGUGACAUGCACGUGCCCGGAGACAUCGGCACCUUCGUGAACCGGACCCUCGAGAAGAGUGAGAAGCGGUUCGGCUUCAGCCACGUCAAGAAGAUCGCGUCGUACCUGACGUGCACGAGCUACGGCCUGCGUGAGCCGGAGAUCGUCGAGUUGUUGUCGUGCUCCGAGUGCGAAGCAUCUCAGAGGGAGUUCUUGCCCGUCAACUGGCUGUCCUUCAAGAGAGAGCUGGGAGUGCUGUUGAGGGAGUCGUACGUGGACUGCCGGUCGUACUUGCAGUGGAGCCAUCGCUGCAUCGGUGCUUGCGUCCGCAAACGGUACCUGGCCGAACCCGAGGAUGCGGUCGCUUGUCACACAGACCUGGCGAACGCGUUUCAUCUGGGCUUUUUGAUGCAGAAGGACGAAAAGGGUCCCGCCUUCGACGAUUCUAACAAAUCUAAGCGGAAAGAAGAUUGGUCAGAUCUUUUACGAGAAGUGGACGAGCUCUGGAAUCACUUGUUUCAAAGUGGCGACGUGAAACGGCUCAAUCAAGACGCAGUGUGCAACUUUGAGUUUUUACUUUCUGCGGUUAGGGGGGCUUCAAUAAGUUACGUCAGGAGCGUCCUUGAAAUCGUACGUGCACAGUUACUAGACUGGGAAAUCGAGCUUCUGUACAAUAUGACCAAACAAUCCGUCGACGUCCUUAGCCAAGACCCGCAACAACUUGCAACGGAGAUCUUGAACUGGCUAAGACCCUAUGCAGACGGUAACUCUAAAGUGCUGGAGGACCUAGUGAGCCAAGCCAACUCUUGGUGCAACCAGGCGAAGACCCCGCUGCUUGUUCCACUCACGUCGUGGCUAAGCCUAACGCUGCCCCCUCAAGUCACUUCCAUGAGUCUCCCGAGUCCACUAAAGCACCUGGUGGCCGUGCCCGACAGCCAGCACGUCUUCUGCACGACGGAGGCCGACAACCGGGUCAUUUCCAUGUACCACGUGACCUCCAAGAAGCUGGUGAGGCAACUUUCAGGCCACAAAGCAACCAUCACGUGCCUACACAUGUCCGCGUCGGGAAGGCACCUAGUCAGCGGCUCCGAAGACACCGAUGUCCUCAUAUGGGAUCCUGUUCUAGGAACCUUACAGAGGAGGCUCAGUCACCACGUGGCAGGCGUGCUCUGUGUGGCCACCACGCACUCGGAGGACUUUGUCCUGAGCGGCUCCGAGAUCGGAGUGGUGGUCGUGGCCCGUCUGGACACGGGUCAGCUGGUGCAAAGACUCGAGAACCACCGGGGCGUCGUCAACGCGGUGGCAGUCAACAAGGGAGACGACAUCUUCGCCACGGCGUCCUCGGACUGCACGGUGUGCGUCUGGUGCCUGGAGGACUUCACGCUGCUGAACAGCAUCGCUCUCCCAUCUGCCAUCGUGCGGCUGUGCAUCUCCUCGGACAGCACGUUUCUGCUACUCGCCUGCGCGGACAACGUGGUGCGCGUCCGGUCCCUGACCACGGGCUCGGACGUGCACUGCCUGCAGGGCUACACGGGCCGGGUGAGCACACUGUCCUUUGCCAGGGACAACUGCCGCUGCGUCGUGGGCACUGGGGACGGCAAGGCCUUCGUCUUCGACAUCCACUCCGCCCGCCUGGUUCAGACCCUGGUGGCGCAUCAGGACUCCGCCGUUGUGGCCAUCCAGGCCCAAAGCAAGGACACAUUUCUUAUCACGGCUGCCGGGAACAAAAUCGUCGUUUGGAACUUUUACCUGAAGAGGAGUGAGAUGUGUCAUCCGCAGCCAAAAGCCAAGAAGGUGGAUGUACACAAGGAUCCGGUCUCGUGCGUCGCUCUGUCGAGGGACGGCAGCAUGGGUGUAACUGGCUCCCGGAACGGGCAGAUCAAGGUGUGGCAGAUGAGCAUAGGAGAGCCUCACACCAACCUGGAAGGACACACUGCCGCCAUCACCUGCCUUGUCUUUGCACCGAACGGGCUUUUCGUCGUGUCUGGCUCGGAGGACAACACCGUCCGAGUCUGGGGGCUCUCUCUAGGGGUCCUCGCGUGCACCUUCAAGGAGCACCAGAGCAAGCCCGUGAGUGUGUUCGUCACGUCGGACAGUCGGCGCAUCCUGUCCGUGGACGCGCAAGGGGUCCAUCGUCUCUGGACGGCGGACAACGCUACGCAACUCAUCAUGUGCACGAGGACUUGCAAACAAGUGAUACUACACGCCAACAUGGUGUUCAACGUCGGCGGGAAGAGCGACAACAGCCUUAAAUACUGGCCCGUCAUGGAUACGGAGAGCGAGAAAACAGUGAGCCACAGCGAAGCCAUUCUGUGUUACACCGUCACGUACGACUGCCAAACCGUUGUGACUGGUUCACAAGACAUGUCUCUCAAGGUCUGGGAGGUUGCAACAGCAAAACUAACACAGGUCCUCGUGGGUCACGAAGGUCCGGUCACCUGCGUGGCGGUGGCACCGUUCAGAUCGUCCCUCGCAGUUUCUGGGUCUCAAGACUGCAAUCUUAUUGUCUGGGACAUGACCACCGGAAGCGACAACUUCAUUCUUCGUGGUCACACGGAGUCCAUCAAGGCCACCAAGCUCACCCUGGACGGAACCGUUGCAGUCUCGUGUUCGGACGACAACACGCUGCAGCUGUGGAACACUCAGAAUGGGCACCGCAUCGCGAGUUUCGACCUGCAUGCCACGAUGCUGGUCAUGACGACGUCGCUGAACACGAAUCACCUAAUCAUACAACUGGCCAGCAGCACGUUCGUGCCCAUGCUCAAGAUGCUUAACAACCCUGGCAAAGGACUCAUGCUGGACCUCCCUCCGGGCACCCCGGUCAGCGAUGAAAGCAAGACCCUAGGCCUGCACCUGCGAGGCAUGAUGCCGAAGCGAGUCCUCCUGCGGGGCAACCUGAAGCGGGAGCAGUCCUUCGACUCCUUCUACUGGGACCUGCGCGCUCAGUCGCCCAAGCACGAAACGGUCGACGACUUCCGCAUGAAGCCCCUGUCCCCGUUCGGUUCCCGCGAGCACCUGCAUUUGUCCGGAACUACACCCGUCUGGAACGGCGGCGUCAGCACGGGCCGUGGCCUCCGACCGGGCGGCCACCCGAGCGACCUGGGCCUCCAGCCCAAGCCCAAGCUGCCCAAGCACAAGAUCCUCAAGAAGCAGCAAAGCAUGUUCGCCUGCUUCCCCGAGUUCACGCAACAGGCGCCGCCCACGCUCAUCUCUCCGGUCACGACUGCCAAGGACAUCGUCGAGAAGAAAGAACUGUUGCUCGGCAAGCCCUCCCGCGUUGCGGCCGCCAUGACGUUGCCCAGAACCAACAGCGUCGAAGAGGCUCCGGAAAAGGCCCAGGACGAGGGCGCCGUGGGGCCAGAGAACACGGUCACAGACUCUGCAGUCUGCGUCGUCAUGUGAAACGCGGCCGAGGGACACUAGGAUAUGUUUGCAAGCAGUAGCGUAUGGUCGGCGAACGCCCACAGUCCCCCAGACGUCGUCAGUGAGGGCACACUUUUUUCCAGUGGUGGCGUGAAUUAUCCAUGUUUCCGGUAGCUAUUCAAACGAACCUUACAAAAGCGGCUCGUUCGGGUAGAGCUAGCGAAGGUGCCAGAGUGAACUGUAGAGGUUUUCUUUGUUUGGUCGUUUUCAAUUGGUGUUUUCUUUCAUAGUUAUUUUUCUAAGACGGCGUGUCAAACGCAAAAGGCGGUUAAAAUUUUUACGCUUCGUAGCUGGGGCGGGUUGUUCUAUAACGGCAUCAGGGACGUCGGUCGAAAUAGGUAACCUGCAGAUGUACACCCGGGUGCAUUUUGAUGUGGGUUCGUUCGUCGUAGUAAAAGGACCGCGCUAGGAGGUUUAGGGCGGCGUGGAUGGAGAUUCCACGUAGGCUGUCACCGAACCUUUCUUUGGAUACCCCAGUGUUGAUGUGGCGUUGUUGUGAGCACCUGAUUUUGCACAGCCAUGCACGGGUGAGUUGGCGCACCGUCACAAUGCACACCUCAUUCACCGUACUGCACCGUGUACGUAGUGUCGGCAGCUCGACCGCACACGCCUCCUGUGACGAACACAGGACAUUUUCUGUUAAAUAUCAAAGCACGACUGUAGAAAAAGAAAACCUUUUUGCUUCCUCUGUACUGCAUCGAGGAAAACGGUCGCAUUUACGUAGACGGCAGGGUGUGACAAUGGUAUGCUCCGUUGCCUUCCUUGUUCCUGUAUACCACUUUAAUACAUGAAACAAAAAAACAAGCGAUGCAAUUUUGUAUGUCUAAGGCAGCUUAUCUUGUAGACUAAUGACUGGACGGGAAUCUCAACUCUUUAGCGGCAGAUGGUAAAGGACAUAAUUAGGUGCACACACAGUAUUUCUAUUUCCCACGCUUCCAUCUCUAGUCACAAUGUUUGCUCAAUGUCAGUGACGUCGAAGGUGUAACCCCUCUUGAAAGCAAAUUCAUCAUUGUGUGGCCCAAAAUUAUUUUUUGUACCAUACCCCUGUAUAUGCUGUAUAUAACGAGUAUUACGUUAGGUACUGCCUUUAGGCUGACCCUUGGUUGCGUUACCCACACAUAUGCGAUCAUCUGUGACCGCAGACACCAAAUCCAGAGCUGUGACCGACAUGCCAUUACGGCACCCACAAAUGUCCAGCGGUUGACCGGUCGGAAGCAAUCUGAGGGACGUGACCGACACACCGAGGGAGAUUAGACCAUGCCGUUUCGCAAAAUUCUUCUCAAAAUGCAUUUUCUGCAAGGCAGCCACCUUCUCCAGCUUAAGUUUUGAUCAAUUUGUGUGUGUGUGAUCAAUUUAUAUAAUGCAGGCUAGUGUAAGAAACGGCACAAUCCAAUGGGGGAUUUGACGGCUGGGCACGUUUCCACCAAGCUAUUCACAACCUCUGUGAUCCGUUAACUGCCAUCAUAUUAUUAGCUUAGACGUCAGAAUUGCUUGCCUGCUGACACAUUAUUACGUGACACAAGAUCUUCUUUUCAACUACGAAAAUAAAAAUCAGAACCUGAGUUUUAUUGAGGAGCCCGAUUUGUUGUCUGCGUGUGAAGCCACCUGUGUAUGCUAAAAUGCCUGUCUUUUUUUUUUUUUUAUUGUUUUCUUUUUUUUUGUUUUGUUUUGUUUUUGCUUUUUCCCCUUUAUCUGAAGAAGAUUUUCGUUUUAAAACGACAUAGACUGCAGCUCGAAAUUGAACCAGAUCAGUAGAAUUGCCUAACCUUAACUUUAUUUCUAACUAAAGCACUUUGAGUUCAGAUUUUCCUAUAAGAAGGCAUACUUACAAUUGGGAGCGACAUUCAACGUUUCAGAUUUGCUCACUAACCAGGAACGGAACAUGAAAAACAAACAUACUUGGUUUAAAAUUACUCUUUCUGUGAGAAGAUCAAAACCGGGGUUUCUUUAUUAAAUAUUUUCUUAUCGACAGACAUAUCCUUUUAAGCGCAUUUUGUUAUAUUCAAAAUUGGAAUGCCUAAUUCAACGCAACCCAAGCCACACAGAUAGACAUUCCAGUUGUAAUAAAUGUGUAAGUUUAAAAUCCUUGAGCCUAACUAUUUUUCUGAUAUUUGAUCAAAUAAAUAUAAAAUAUAAUUACUAAAAAAAUGUAUGUUAAACUAUUAUAUCUAAAGAAAUGUGUUAAUAUCCAGUAUCCUUUUCAAAGGAGUAUUGCUGGAAAGAAGAUGAUGUACAUUCAAAUGAUCCGCAAAUAUUAUAGGUAGGUUUUUCUAAAACAUACGAACAAUGAAUGUAAUGUUGAUGCUUGACCGUGUUGGUGUCUAAAUUAUGCUAAUAAAAGAGGGACAUGGAAAACCAACAGACGCCACAGGCGGUUGUCUUCCAUGUCCCUUUUUCUUUAGCGUAAUAAUGAAUACAAUGUUUUAGUUUCGCCCUAACGUAAUGUUCCAUGCUUUUUUCGAUGUUAUAACUCCAACACAGCUAUAUUUAAUUUACACUUAUCACCGUACAGAUUCCUAAUUAGAAACAUAACUAAUAAUUUAAAGACCUGAAUAAUAUUUUUUGUCUUCGGUAUAUAUACAUAUUCGUAAAAUCUGAAUUUUAUUGAAAUGUCAAAAGUUGACCAAAUUAUUGCAGCCCGAACGUCCCAUUGAAUCCAAGUUGCGCUACUGUUAAAAGUGUAUGCACCCAUUUUCCAACUACCAGCACCUCUGGCUUACCAUGGCACUCAGUACAACACGUAACAUCAAGAACUAACGUUCAAGUUUAAUUUAUCAUCAACUACGAUGAACGGUAGUAAAAAAAAUAGUUUCCUGGUCUUGGCUGUGAACCCAACCGAAUCACCCAAAUAUUCAUUCAACUCAAUUUAAAGGCAUACGCUCCCCUGUUCAUUUGAACUGAGUUUCACUUUCAACAAUAGUACCUAUUGUAUAUGUGGAUCAAUUGUUUCUUGUGUGUGCACAGCUCACGUAUGAAUUGUGUGUUUUGUAAAGUUAUGCCCAAUAAUCUUUCGAGCUGUCCCGCUAUUCCCGCGUCAUCAUUCCCGGUUGAUGGAAGUAUUCAUGUCAUAGGAUAAAAAAUAGAAGGCUCUAGCACUUCUGUAUCGACGAGAAGACUAGCCAGUGGCUGAAGCAGGCAAACGCCCAAAGCAUCGUAGUUUGUUUACAUUAUGUAGUCGUGAACAAACCGAACUGUCGAAUCACUUUCCACCCAAAUGCACAAUGUUAAUGUUACCUCUCACGCCACAGAAAAAAAAAAGAUGUAAAACGUUAUAAAAAACUUGGAGUGAAAACCCUCUCGAUAGUGAAAAUCCUUCGUCCAUAUUUUCAUUACAAUGACUUACUAUUAUUACACAUACGUGUUUUUUUUGGCAGUGAGGCUUAAAAAUGUAAAAUAACACAUAUAACAGGGAUUUCUACUUUUAAUAUUAUUCCGUCGUUAGAUAAAGAUGAUCCUAUUAGCGGUUACGUAUCCGAAGAAAAAAUUGUUCUUAGUAAAGUUCAUGUAAUUAUUUUGUGUGCAUUGAUAACAAAAUCGUCUAGAUUACUGACUUUAAACUGGUAUGCAUGAUGACAAAAAUAACACACCUAGAUGUCAAUGCACACAAUACCUCAAUUAGCGUUGCACAACAUGUCAAGGAUUGUGCACCAUUGGAAUUAAGACCGGGCUAACCCAAUGAAACUUUCAGGAGGCAUAACUUAUGUUUAUCUGUAGCGAAGCACCAUAGUAACGUAAUGUCAAGUACAAAAAACAACCCAUUGUGAUUCUUAGAUGAACGUCUGCGAAGCGAAUAAUCUAAGCUUGUUCGCUAAUUUCACACUUGUUAAUGAGUUAUGUUCGCUCGAUUACCACAUCAAUGUAGGGGUAAUUUACAAUUGUGACAUUCCUUGCUUCGAAAGUAAUGUUAAGCCGCUGAAAAAUAAUCACUAAGAGGCUACUGCGAUUAUUGUUGUUGCAUGUGCAUAUUCCAAAGUAUCACUAAAACACUCGUCACAAAGGCAGUAAAAAAAAAAUUCGUAUGACAGCUGCCGCACUAAAAUGAAGUCAUUUCGGGUGGUCACUAACUUAACAUAACUUGAAAGGAUCCUUAGAACAAAACUAUUCAAAUUGAUUAGUUUAUCUCUGUUGACUGGUCAUUAGGGCGACAAAGUUGAUUAUGAAGUGAUUAAAAACAAGAGCCGCAGAGUUCAGACUUCUGCGCUCCAACAUGUUGAUUAUAUAUACACAAAAAAUAGGCAUACAACACGGGAAUUUCUACUUAUGUUCCAGUCGCUACAAUAAAGGUUCCAAAGAACACCGUGUGAUGCAGAAUACUGUCUAUGCAAUGUUUGUUACAGCGUUUCAAAAUCCCCUCUCUGAAUAAUCACAAGGGGAUAUUGUUCCGCUUAACAUUCUCUUAGAGUGCUUGUUAAGCAUAACCUUUUGAAGAUGGAGAUUUAUCGAGGUCGUUUGUACAUGUGCCGGAUAUCUCAGCAAUAGAGUGCAGGAGAGUUGGAAGUACGUUUUUUCAACAUCUCGCGACAAUGGAAAAAAAAAAAAAAAAAAAACAUCGCACAGUGAUGCGAAUUAUGUUGGCAGUUAAUAUUUUUUGUUUGCUGGUGUUCUUGGACGCUUCUCUUUGUUUCAACAUGAUUACACAAUUGCUUCUUCACUGAGCAUCUUUAGACUAAAAGGUGUGUGUCCCUACAUUGAAGAUAUUGCACAGACCAUUUUAGAUCCCUUUCCACGCUCUGUAAAAUAGUAGGUUAUGUGUGUUCAAACAUCAAUACAAGAUUAAAAGUUCUCCACCUUUGUGUAAAUUUUUCCCUUGGUAUUGAUUAAUAAAAACAAAUUUAUAGA